Molecule: messenger RNA, 8127 nt
Organism: Populus euphratica (Euphrates poplar)
Lineage: Eukaryota; Viridiplantae; Streptophyta; Magnoliopsida; Malpighiales; Salicaceae
Product: serine/threonine-protein kinase TOR-like
Exons: 57
Coding region: 287-7714 (2475 amino acids)
Biological process (GO): TOR signaling; negative regulation of macroautophagy
Cellular component (GO): nucleus; TORC2 complex; cytoplasm
Molecular function (GO): protein binding; protein serine/threonine kinase activity; protein-containing complex binding
Source: RefSeq, a predicted model, not a curated record
CAAUCCCCGACGCAAAGAACAGAAAGCGCAAAAAUGAAAGGAAGAAUGAAAGAAAAGAGACGCCCCUCCCCCCACACCUUUCUGUAAAAGCUCGCUCACAACACCAAGCCUUACUUAUAACGUCUAUAUAUCUCUCUCUCUCAAAAAUAAAAAAAGUACAGAGGGGGAUAAAAACUCUAUUUCCACUGGACGAGGAAUAUCGAUGUCUUAAACAAGAUCUACACAGUAGUUACUACUAAAUUAAGUUUAAUCAAAGAGAUUAAUAGCUGUUAGGUUUUUGUUAAAAAUGGCAUCCACCUCGCAGUCCCUCCGUUUUCUGGUUGGGCCUGCAACCACCGGCCCUGGUGGUGGCAGUUUUGACGCUCUUAAUCGCAUCCUUGCCGACCUCUGCAUACGCGGCAACCCUAAGGAGGGCGCAACAUUAGCAUUGAGAAAACAUCUAGAGGAAGAAGUGCGAGAUCUAAGCGGAGAAGCAUUUCCACGCUUUAUGGAUCAUUUAUACGAAAGAAUCUCUAGUUUAUUAGAAACCAAUGAGGUUGCUGAGAAUUUGGGAGCUUUACGAGCAAUUGAUGAGUUAAUAGACAUAGCACUUGGAGAGAAUGCAUCCAAAGUGUCUAAGUUUGCUGUUUAUAUGCGGAGUGUGUUCGAGGUAAAACGGGAUCUUGAUGUGUUGACACUUGCUAGUAGAGUUCUUGGCCAUCUGGCUAGGGCUGGUGGAGCAAUGACUGCGGAUGAAGUGAAAUUUCAGGUUAAAAUGGCACUAGGUUGGCUUCGCAAUGAUAAAGCAGAAUUUCGCAUUUUUGCUGCCGUCUUAAUUUUAAAAGAAAUAGCAGAAAAUGCUUCUACAGUUUUCAAUGUUCAUGUAACUGAAUUUGUUGACACUAUUUGGGUUGCACUGAGGCAUCCGACAUUGGCAAUUAGAGAGAAGGCCGUGGAGGCACUGCGUGCUUGCCUUCGAGUUAUCGAGAAGCGUGAGACACGAUGGCGUGUGCAGUGGUAUUAUCGUCUGUUUGAGGCUACACAAGAUGGAUUGGGUAAAAAUGCUCCUGUUCACAGCAUACAUGGUUCUUUACUUGCUGUUGGAGAGCUCUUAAGGAAUACUGGUGAGUUCAUGAUGUCAAGGUACAGAGAAGUUGCUGAGAUUGUUCUUAGAUACCUCGAGCAUCGAGAUCGACUUGUUCGCCUUAGCAUAACUUCAUUGCUACCUCGCAUUGCCCACUUUCUGCGGGAUAGAUUUGUAACAAAUUAUUUAGAGAUAUGCAUGAAUCAUAUUCUUGCAGUGCUGAGAAUACCAGCUGAGCGUGGAAGUGGCUUCAUUGCCCUAGGGGAGAUGGCUGGUGCUUUGGAUGGGAAACUUGUCCAUUAUUUGCCGACAAUUACAGCUCAUUUACGUGAUGCAAUUGCUCCACGCAGGGCCAAACCCUCACUUGAGGCAUUGGUUUGUGUUGGAAACAUUGCAAAAGCCAUGGGGCCUGCUAUGGAACCUUUUGUUCGCAGCCUUUUGGAUGUUAUGUUCUCCGCGGGGCUCUCUUCCACCCUUGUUGAUGCCCUGGAGCAGAUAAGUGUAAGUAUUCCAUCAUUGCUGCUGACUAUUCAAGAGCGGCUGUUGGACUGCAUUUCAUUAGUUCUUUCAAAGUCCCAUUAUUCUCAGCCAAGGACAGCUGUUCCUCCAGUUCGAGGGGUUGUGGCUAUUACACCUCAGCAAGUAUCAGACCUCAAUGGUUCUGCCCUGGUGCAACUUACUUUGCAGACACUAGCUCGAUUUAAUUUUAAGGGGCAUGAGCUUCUCGAGUUUGCUAGGGAAUCAGUGCUUGUAUAUUUGGAUGAUGAAGAUGGAGCUACCCGGAAAGAUGCUGCACUUUGUUGUUGUAAAUUAGUUGCAGAUUCCUUUUCUGGUAUGACAUCUACACAGUUUGGUUCUAUCAGGUCCAAUCGUAAUGGGGGAAAGCGAUGGCGUCUUGUCGAGGAGCUUGUGGAAAAGCUUCUCAUCGCUGCUGUCGCAGAUGCUGAUAUCACUGUUCGCCGAUCUAUCUUUUCCUCUCUUCAUGGAAAUAGAGGUUUUGAUAAUUUUCUAGCACAAGCUGAUAGUCUCACUGCAGUUUUUGCGGCUUUGAAUGAUGAGGAUUUUGACGUUAGAGAAUAUGCAAUCUCCUUGGCUGGAAGACUAUCAGAAAAGAAUCCUGCUUAUGUCCUUCCUGCACUCCGUCGUCAUCUCAUACAGCUCUUGACCUAUCUAAAACAGAGCAGUGCAGAUAACAAAUGCAGAGAAGAAAGUGCAAAGUUAUUAGGUUGUUUGAUACGUAAUUGUGAACGACUUGUGCUUCCAUACAUUGCUCCAAUACACAAGGCACUUGUGGCAAGACUUAAUGAAGGCACAGGAGUAAAUGCCAAUAAUGGUAUCAUUAGUGGAGUUCUUGUAACUGUUGGAGAUCUUGCUAGAGUGGGUGGUUUUGCUAUGAGGCAAUAUAUUUCGGAGCUUAUGCCUCUGAUAGUUGAAGCUUUGCUAGAUGGAGCAGCAGCUACAAAGCGUGAAGUGGCUGUUGCAACUCUUGGGCAAGUUGUUCAAAGCACUGGGUAUGUCAUAACUCCAUAUAAUGAGUAUCCACAGUUACUUGGCUUACUCCUCAAAUUUUUGAAUGGUGAAUUAGUGUGGUCUACCAGACGUGAAGUAUUGAAGGUUCUUGGCAUCAUGGGAGCUCUGGAUCCUCUUGUGCAUAAACGAAACCAACAAAGCCUGCCUGGUUCACAUGGUGAGGUUGCUCGUGCAGCCAGUGACUCAGGCCAACACAUCCCAUCAAUGGAUGAACUACCUAUGGACUUUUGGCCAUCUUUUGCUACAUCAGAAGAUUAUUACCCAACGGUUGCGAUCAACUCCCUCAUGCGAAUUCUCAGAGAUCCUUCACUUGCUAGCUACCACCAAAAGGUGGUAGGAUCUCUUAUGUUCAUAUUUAAGUCAAUGGGCCUUGGUUGUGUACCGUAUAUACCCAAGGUUUUGCCGGAUCUCUUUCACACUGUUCGUACAUGUGAUGAUUAUCUUAAAGAUUUUAUAAUGUGGAAGCUUGGAACUCUGGUAUCUAUUGUGCGCCAGCACAUACGUAAAUAUCUGCCUGAAUUGCUCUCUUUAAUAUCUGAAUUGUGGUCAUCCUUCAGCUUGCCAGCUACUAUUCGCCCUUCUCGUGGGUUUCCAGUUUUGCAUUUAGUGGAACAACUUUGCUUGGCUCUCAAUGAUGAAUUCAGAAGGCAUCUUCCUGUCAUUUUGCCAAGUUGUAUUCAAGUUCUAAGCGAUGCAGAAAGGUGUAAUGACUAUACCUAUGUUCUCGAUAUACUUCACACGCUUGAAGUGUUUGGUGGGACACUGGACGAGCAUAUGCAUCUACUUCUUCCUGCACUUAUUCGAUUGUUUAAAGUGGAUGCAUCUGUGGAUAUAAGGCGGGCCGCUAUCAAAACUUUGACGAGAUUGAUCCCCUGUGUACAGGUUACUGGUCACAUUUCUUCUCUUGUGCAUCACCUGAAGUUAGUGUUGGAUGGGAAGAAUGAUGAGCUCCGGAAAGAUGCUGUUGAUGCACUUUGUUGUUUGGCUCAUGCCUUAGGAGAGGAUUUCACCAUUUUCAUCCCAUCAAUUCACAAACUCUUACUGAAGCAUCGAUUGCAGCAUAAAGAAUUUGAAGAAAUUGAAGGACGCUUGAGGAGACGUGAACCUCUAAUUUUGGGGAGUACAGCUGCACAAAGAUUGAGCAGACGACUUCCAGUGGAGGUUAUCAGUGACCCUUUAAAUGAUAUGGAGAAUGACCCUUAUGAUGAUGGGGUUGACAUGCAACGACAUCUUAGUGGCCAUCAGGUUAAUGAUAGUCAAUUACGCACUGCUGGAGAGGCUUCUCAGCGCAGUACUAAAGAAGAUUGGGCAGAGUGGAUGAGGCAUUUGAGCAUCGAACUUCUGAAGGAGUCUCCUUCUCCAGCGUUACGAACCUGUGCAAGGCUUGCGCAGUUACAGCCUUUCAUUGGCCGGGAAUUAUUUGCUGCUGGUUUUGUUAGCUGCUGGGCACAACUGAAUGAGGCCAGUCAGAAACAUUUGGUUCGGAGUUUGGAGAUGGCAUUUUCAUCUCAAAAUAUUCCUCCAGAGAUUCUAGCAACGCUUCUUAAUUUGGCAGAGUUCAUGGAACAUGAUGAGAAACCUCUACCUAUAGACAUCCGCCUUCUUGGCGCUCUUGCAGAUAAGUGUCAUGCAUUUGCCAAGGCUUUGCAUUAUAAAGAAAUGGAAUUUGAAGGUUCACUCUCCAAGAAGAUGGAUGCUAAUCCCGUUGCUGUAGUUGAAGCUCUCAUUCAUAUAAAUAAUCAGUUACAUCAGCAUGAGGCUGCUGUUGGAAUAUUGACCUAUGCCCAGCAAAACCUGGAUGUUCAACUUAAGGAGUCAUGGUAUGAGAAGCUGCAACGGUGGGACGACGCUAUCAAAGCAUACACUGUCAAAGCCUCUCAAGUUUCAAGUCCACAUCUUGUGUUGGAAACUACAUUAGGGAGGAUGCGAUGCCUUGCUCAGUUAGCUCGGUGGGAAGAGCUUAACAACCUAUGCAAGGAAUAUUGGACACCAGCUGAGCCUUCUGCCCGAUUAGAAAUGGCUCCAAUGGCUGCUAAUGCUGCUUGGAACAUGGGUGAGUGGGAUCAGAUGGCAGAAUAUGUGUCUCGAUUAGAUGAUGGUGAUGAAACUAAACUACGGGGUUUGGGGAAUACUGCUGCCAGUGGUGAUGGAAGUAGUAAUGGCACAUUCUUCAGGGCUGUGCUUUUAGUUCGUAGAGGGAAGUAUGAUGAAGCUGGUGAGUAUGUUGAGAGAGCUAGGAAGUGUCUGGCAACUGAGCUUGCUGCAUUGGUUCUGGAGAGCUAUGAGCGUGCAUAUGUCAAUAUGAUCCGUGUUCAGCAGCUGUCAGAACUAGAGGAGGUCAUUGACUAUUAUACACUUCCUAGGGGAAAUCCUGUUGCGGAAGGACGGCGGGCCCUUAUACGCAAUAUGUGGACAGAAAGGAUACAAGGAGCAAAGCGUAAUGUUGAGGUCUGGCAAGCUCUUUUGGCUGUAAGAGCACUUGUACUGCCUCCAACUGAAGACAUUGAUAACUGGCUCAAGUUUGCUUCUCUAUGUCGAAAAAGUAAUCGGAUUAGUCAUGCUAGGUCCACUUUGGUUAAACUUUUACAGUAUGACCCUGAGACAUCUCCUGAAAACAUGCGAUACCAUGGGCCUCCUCAAGUAAUGUUGGCAUACUUGAAAUAUCAGUGGUCACUUGGGGAGGAUCACAAGCGAAAAGAAGCUUUUUCUAGGUUGCAGGAUCUGGCCAUAGAGCUUUCAGGUACCCCAAAUAUGCAAUCAGUCAUGCCAACAGGUUUAAUGGUUAGCAUGGGUCAAAAUGUCCAUCUCCUGGCACGUGUAUAUCGUAUACUUGGAAUCUGGCAGUGGGCUCUUUCUCCUGGUUUGGAUGAUGAUUCCAUACAAGAGAUUCUUUCAUCAUUCAGCAAUGCCACUCAGUAUGAAACAAAAUGGGGAAAAGCAUGGCACUCAUGGGCUUUGUUCAAUACAGCAGUGAUGUCACACUAUACUUUAAGAGGGUUUCCAAAUGUUGCCUCACAGUUUGUUGUUGCAGCGGUCACUGGUUAUUUUCAUUCAAUUGCCUAUGCAGCAAAUGCUAAAGGUGUUGAUGGUAGUUUACAGGAUAUACUCCGCCUUCUUACCUUGUGGUUCAACCAUGGAGAUACUGCAGAAGUUCAAAUGGCACUGCAGAAAGGAUUUGCUCAUGUUAAUAUCAACACAUGGCUUGCUGUUUUACCUCAAAUAAUUGCCAGGAUACAUUUGAAUAACCAUGCUCUGAGAGAACUAAUUCAAUCACUUUUGGUGCGAAUUGGACAGAAUCAUCCACAGGCUCUUAUGUAUCCUCUUCUCGUGGCUUGUAAAUCUAUAAGCAAUUUACGUAAAGCAGCUGCUGAGGAAGUGGUAAACAAAGUUCGGCAGCAUAGUGGUGUGCUUGUGGACCAGGCACAACUUGUAUCAUCAGAACUAGUUAGAGUCGCGAUACUUUGGCAUGAAAAGUGGCACGAGGGACUAGAAGAAGCAAGUCGUUUGUAUUUUGGUGAACAUAACAUUGAGGGAAUGCUAAAGGCAUUGGAGCCUCUGCAUGAAAUGCUGGAGGAGGGUGCUAUGAAGGAGAAUAUUACUAUAAAGGAGAGAGCAUUCAUUGAGGCAUACCGGCAUGAAUUGUUGGAGGCAUGGGAGUGUUGUAUGAAGUACAAGAGAACUCUAAAAGAGGCUGAGCUUACUCAGGCUUGGGAUCUAUAUUAUCAUGUUUUCAGACGAAUAGACAAGCAGCUUCAAGUCAUGACGACUCUUGACCUGCAGUCUGUUUCUCCUGAGCUGGUAGAAUGCCGUGAUUUGGAGCUUGCUGUUCCUGGGACAUAUCGUGCUGAUUUUCCAGUGGUAACAAUAGCGUCAUUUGCACCUGAGCUUGUUGUCAUAACAUCGAAACAGCGACCCCGGAAAUUGACUAUUCAUGGAAGUGACGGGGAAGAUCAUGCCUUCUUGCUGAAGGGACAUGAAGAUUUGCGCCAAGACGAACGUGUCAUGCAGCUAUUUGGAUUGGUGAAUACUCUGCUGGAGAAUUCAAGAAAAACUGAAGAGAAGGAUCUGUCUAUUCACCGAUAUGCUGUAAUUCCGUUAUCUUCAAACAGUGGGUUAAUUGAAUGGGUUCCUAAUUGUGACACACUAAACCAACUCAUUCGAGAAUACAGGGAUGCUAGAAAGAUCACCCUAAAUCAAGAGCACAAAUACAUGCUCAGUUUUGCCCCGGAUUAUGACAAUUUACCCCUCAUUGCUAAAGUUGAAGUCUUUGAUUAUGCUCUUCAAAAUACUGACGGAAAUGACCUGGCCAGGGUUCUGUGGUUAAAAAGUCGCACUUCUGAGAUAUGGCUGGAGAGGAGAACAAAUUACACAAGGAGUUUAGCAGUCAUGAGCAUGGUUGGUUAUCUUCUUGGCUUAGGUGAUCGACACCCUAGCAACCUUAUGCUGCAUCGCUACAGUGGGAAGAUCUUGCAUAUUGACUUUGGAGAUUGCUUUGAAGCUUCAAUGAACAGGGAAAAGUUUCCUGAAAAGGUUCCCUUCCGUUUGACAAGAAUGCUUGUGAAAGCUAUGGAGGUUAGCGGUAUAGAGGGCAAUUUCCGCUCUACUUGUGAAAAUGUGAUGCAAGUUCUCCGUACACACAAGGAUAGUGUUAUGGCCAUGAUGGAGGCUUUUGUUCAUGAUCCUCUCAUCAAUUGGCGCCUUUUCAACUUUAAUGAGGUCCCACAAAUGUCAAUGUUUGCCAAUAGUCAUGUCCCUGCUGUUGUGAAUACCGAGGAAUCUGCUCCUAGCAGAGAGCUCCCUCAACCGCAACGCGGUGCUCGUGAGAGAGAACUUCUUCAGGCUGUUAAUCAGCUUGGUGAUGCUAAUGAGGUCUUGAAUGUACGAGCUGUGGUUGUCAUGGCCCGGAUGAGUAAUAAACUGACUGGACGUGAUUUUUCCACACCCUCAUUAUCUGCAAGCUCUAUCCAACAUGCAGUAGAUCACAGCUCUUUAAUUUCUGGAGAUAUUCGUGAAGUAGAUCAUGGCUUAUCUGUUAAAUUGCAAGUUCAGAAGUUAAUUAUUCAAGCCAUGUCGCUUGAAAAUCUGUGCCAAAAUUAUGUUGGGUGGUGUCCCUUUUGGUGAGGUGAAGCAACCCUGUUGUAUAAACUGUGCAUAGCUCAAGCCCGGUAGACCUCAAGAGAAGUAGUCUCCCGUUGGAACGUCUGUAUAUAGAUACAGCUUGAAGAAACGAAUGCUGGAAAUAAUAUUGUAUAUAGUGGAAUUGGAUUUCAGAUGCAGCUUGCAUGGGAAUGAUCUUCGUCGUCCCCACAGUAUAGGCGCUGCUAUUUAUUCUCCCAUGUAAUCAGUUUACAGUCGAACCUGAACCAAUGCAGGCGCAGUAGCUCUGCAUUCCAUCCUUGUUAAUCCACAAGAAAUGGAAUUUCACGGCCAAGUUCCCUCCCAUCAGGUACUUAUGUUGUGGCUUGUUGAAUUAUAACUUGACAAAACCUAUUAGCAAAUUGCUUCAAAUGAUUUACGUGACAACCAUUUCCAUU